Molecule: messenger RNA, 3510 nt
Organism: Gigantopelta aegis
Lineage: Eukaryota; Metazoa; Mollusca; Gastropoda; Neomphalida; Peltospiridae
Product: nibrin-like
Exons: 18
Coding region: 107-3040 (977 amino acids)
Biological process (GO): double-strand break repair via homologous recombination; mitotic G2 DNA damage checkpoint signaling
Cellular component (GO): Mre11 complex
Molecular function (GO): damaged DNA binding; protein binding
Source: RefSeq, a predicted model, not a curated record
UGGGAAGAGAGAGAGAGAUGUGUGUACACUGUCACACGAUUAUGUUAAAAUUGUAUAUUAACUAGCGUGUAAUACAUCACCACAGAACAUUAUCUUUUCUACAGAUAUGUGGUACCUCAUAAAUGCAACAAACCCAGAACAGAAGUACGUUCUGCUGGCUGAUGUUGAGAAUGUGGUGGGAAGACGAGACUGUAAGAUUCUGGUGGUUGGUGACGCGGCAGUGAGUCGGAAACACGCUGUCAUUCGGCUGGAACACCCAGAAACAUGUGUGAGUCAUCCUCACAAGUUUUCACUGGUCACGUUGAAAGAUGUUUCUAAAUUUGGGACUUGGGUCAACAAAGAGCAAUUGAGAGGGGAGACAACUCUCAAGGAUGGAGACGAGAUCUAUUUUGGAUCUCCAAAAUCCACUUUUUUUUUGGUAAAUGAGCCAUACAUUGUUACGACUUCCUGUUUGGAGAAUGUGUCGAAGAAAACCGUCAAAGCAAUUGUGCGUACGCUUGGUGGACAUGUUGUUAACGAGUGGAGAAAAGACUGUUCUCUCCUGGUUAUGAACCACAUUAGCGUUACCAUCAAGGUGAUUUGUGCUAUGGUAUCGCUGAAGGCCGUGGUAAUGCCAAAGUACCUGGAAGAUUUUGUCAGCUUCUUGAAAGGCGAAGGUUCUGAGCCAGAUACACAGGAGUAUUUGCCUCCGAUAGCUGAGUCGCAGGUGAACCCUGACAAUGUGUCAUUUGGACCUGAUGCAAGACGUACAACACUCUUUCGUGGGAUGAAGUUUAUUUUUCUAAGUCAGAGACAGUUCAAGAAGAUGAGUUUGGCUAUAGAACUAGCGGGUGGUGUUCCAAUUUUGAUGGAGGAAGGUACAGAUGACAACAGUGAUGAGGUGUUGACAGAAGAUGGGACGGUUGUGAUGAAUUGUGGUCCGGAUGAACAGCAGCUGCUUUCUGAAAACGGAAAGAGAUGGUUUCACCACGUUCAGAAUUACCUCAAAAAGAAACAGAAACAACUGAUACAGGACUCGGAGAUUGGUUACGCUGUGUUGUACAGUUCUACAGAACGUCACUGUAACCCAGACAUUGACACAGCUCAGCAUUUGAUGCCCCUACCUUCUCAGUCAUUAUCUGAAAGAGUUGCCGUUCCAUCUCAGCUUCCUGACGUGCUUGUUGAAAAUACAGAAAUAUCCCAGCAGACUAAAAGGAAUGAAUGUGGUGACAGAAAAACAAGUGUCGGUAGACAGAACUCACGGAGUGUGUUCGAAAUUAAAAUUGAACCUGUUGUUCAAGACAGAGUUGCGUCUACUGGAAAUAAAAGAGGGAUGAGUUCUUCAGUGUGUGAAGAAUCAGAAGAGCAUAGGUCAUCUGAAGAUCAAACAAUCAAACAGGAAAAAGAAACACCACAGAAAUCAUCUAAGAGUACAGAUUUACGGAAAAAUCUACAUUCAUCAAAAUUACCAUCCCCUGAACCAAAGGCAGGAUUACGAAAAAGUUUACGAUCUUCAAGAUCGCCAUCCCCGGAACCUAAGGCAGGAUUACGGAAAAGUUUACGAUCUUCAAAAUCACCAUCUCCUAAACCUACGAGCAGUGCUGAUUUGAGAAGAUGUCAGAGGUCACCACGGUCACCUUCACCUUGUAAAGCAAUAGGCGACAUUACCGAAACCUCUGUGAGAAAUACUGAAUCAGUGAGAAAAUCAAGUGCUAGUGUUAUUACUGAAAAAGACCCUUCGAGUGCCGAUGCUUCUGUCUUUAAGUCUAGUAAAGGAAAGGUAAAUUUAUACCCUGUUGAUGAAAAAGGUGAUGGCAUGACAUCCACUAGAUCAACUGCUUCAGCUAAAUCAAGAAAACAUGAAAGUUUGGGUCUGUUUGAUGCUAGUGAUGACGACGAUGUCCAUGUUCCUAAAUCAUCCAAGUCUGCCGCUUCAGCGGCUAAAUCGUCAAGAAGAUCUGGAAGUGAGGGUCUCUUUGACAGCAGUGAUGAUGACAAUGCUCCACCAGUGUCAAAAUCAUCUGCUGCUAGUGGUAAGUCAUCAAGAAAACGUGGCCUUUUUGAUGACAGUGAUGAUGAUGCUAUAGCCCCGAAGUCUGGUGCUGUUGCUAAACCAUCAAGAAAACGUGGCCUUUUUGAUGACAGUGAUGAUGAUGCUAUAGCCCCGAAGUCUGGUGCUGUUGCUAAACCAUCAAGAAAACGUGGCCUUUUUGAUGACAGUGAUGAUGAUGCUAUAGCCCCGAAGUCUAAACCAUCAAGAAAACGUGGCCGUGCUGAUCCUUUUGAUGAUGAUGAUGAUGAUGAUAAGACAUUUAUCCAAGGAAAGGAAGACAACAAAAAGAGGCGUACAGUGUGUGUGGAAGACUCAGAAAUGAGUUCUGUGACAGUCAAACGAGAAAAGGAGGAGAAACACACAGGCAGUUCUUCUCCUCAUAUGUUUGUGGACUCUGAAAGACCCGAACAGUCACCAAGGAAACACAAGAUUAAAGAGGAAAAUGUGGGCAGUGGGGUUACAAAGCAGAAGAAAGCGGAGCAGGGUAUGUCGUCAGUAAAACCAGAUGUGGCAGGCAUUGCUGUUGAUGACCCAGUUUACCAGGUAGCCGACAGCUGUCCUGUUGUCAAUGGUGAUGUGCCAGCUGGCUUUCUUACCACCAGAAAACCAAUUAAGCAUCAAGUUAUCAAGUCUGAAUUGUAUGAGAAAGAAGCCGAUUUGCCUCAGAAUGUUGUUGUAACGGUGUUUGUUGACCUUGUCAAACGACCAUUACAACCCCGGGCACGAGGCCAUGAUAAGGAUGUUCCUGAUGGAUAUGUCAAGUGGAAAGGAAAACUAGUCAAGAAUUUCAAAAAAUUCAAAAAGAUUAACCAUGCUGGCUCAAAUCGUUUACCGAAUAUUAUUGGUGGAAGUGACCUUGUGAUACAUUCCGGUAGUCAACGAAGAGAUCUUGAUGACUGGUUUAAAGAAGCUCUUGAUGCCGAGAGUCAACAACAGGAAAGGGACAGGGAAGCACAAGACUUAUUUAACUGGGAACCAUCAGCAUCACGUAGAAAACAUUCAAGAUAGUUUUACCUGCAGUGUUUCCUCACUUUUUGUGAGUAGUUGUUCCAUGGUAAUUUUGAGCCAAUUAAAAUGCUUGUACAAAAGACUGUUACAUCAUGUAAAUUGAUUACAUUACCUUUUUGGAGAACACAAUAAUUGCAUGUUGAUUAUAUAUUUUUAAAUCUUUCACUUAAUUUUAAAAAGAGAGAAAAAAAGAUUAUUAAUUAUACUAAUCAAUUCUAAUUCUUCAAACUUGCAUCAAAUGUAAAAUAAUAUUUAUCUUUAUCACGCAUGAUAAAUGGUGCUGUUAGUAUGGGGGGGGGGGAUGGGGGGGUCAGAGUUGGAAGGGUCAGACCGCUCCCUGGCCUCACCGCUUCAGAAAGAAAGAAAUGUUUUAUUUAACGACGCACUUAGCACAUUGUAUUUACGGUUAUAUGGCGUCAGACAUAUGGUUAAGGACCAUACAGAUAUUGAGAGAGCUAACCCGCUGUCGC